GUUUAAUACCAAGCCUGUUAUAACAAACAAUGGACGACUUAGCAAACUUUAGAUAACAGUUCACCCAAAACAGAGCCUUGAAGUACACCACAAUUCAUCAUGACAGGGGGUGGAGACAAAGUGUCUCAACUGUAUGAUCAGUUCUGUAAUGUCCAAACAUGUAAAGGGGUGCUCACAACAUUCCAUAAACUAUGUGAUGCAUUGGAUAUUAAAUAUACAGACCACAGAGGAUUUUACUUUCGGCUGAGGGCCAAGCUCAGAACAUGGAAGGCCCAAUCACUGUGGGCCAAGUUGGACAAGAGGGCAAUGAUGAAGGAGUAUAAGAAGGGGACUGCUUGCCUAGAUUCAAGGGUGCUAAUCAUUGGUGCUGGACCAUGUGGACUACGUAUGGCCAUAGAGUGUGCUCUCCUGGGGGCCAAGACUGUUGUCAUAGAGAAACGAGACAGAUUUACACGCAACAAUGUGCUCCAUCUUUGGCCUUUUCUCAUUACCGAUCUCAAAGCUUUGGGGGCAAAGAAAUUCUAUGGGAAAUUCUGUGCGGGACAAAUAGACCAUAUAAGUAUUAGACAACUACAGUGCAUGCUGCUGAAGAUUGCCUGUCUGGUUGGAGUAGAAGUACAUACAAAUACAGGCUUCAAUGAUAUCAUAGAGCCACAAGAGAAUCAAAAAACUGGCUUCAGAGCUGAUGUAUCUCCAGCAGACAGUCCAGUUUCUGAGUUUGAAUUUGAUGUCCUGAUUGGUGCAGAUGGCAAAAGGAACACACUUACAGGGUUCAAGAGAAAGGAAUUUCGUGGUAAGCUGGCUAUUGCAAUCACUGCCAACUUCACGAAUCGUUACACAUUACAGGAGCAACAGGUAGAGGAGAUAAGUGGUGUCUCGUACAUCUUCAAUCAGAAGUUCUUCAAGGACCUCUAUGCUAACACUGGUAUUGAUUUGGAGAAUAUUGUUUACUAUAAGGAUGACACUCAUUACUUUGUCAUGACAGCCAAGAAGCAAAGUCUAUUAGAGAAAGGUGUAUUAAUUCAGGAUCAUGCAGAUGCUGUUCAACUGUUAGACCCUGCCAAUGUAAGACACGAUGCCCUCCUGGCCUAUGCAAAAGAAGCUGCAAAUGUGUCUACCAACUACCAGUUACCAGAUGUGGAGUUUGCACACAAUCAUUAUGGCCAAGCCGAUGUUGCUAUGUUUGAUUUUACAUCCAUGUUCGCAGCUGAAAAUGCAUCCCGUGUCAUUGAUCGUCAUGGUCACAAACUUCUUGUUGGGCUCGUAGGGGACAGUUUGCUUGAGCCUUUCUGGCCAAUAGGCUCUGGUUGUGCCAGGGGUUUCCUUGGAGUGUUUGAUGCUGCCUUUAUGAUCAAACAAUGGUCAGCUGGGAAGAUGAACCCUUUACAGGUGCUUACUGAAAGAGAGAGCAUUUAUCAACUUCUAUCUCAGACCACACCUGAAAACCUCAACAAAAACUUCAAUGCUUAUUCCAUAGACCCCAAUACAAGGUACCCUAAUUUGAAUUGCCAGAAAUUCCGUCCGAGUCAGAUGAAGCAUCUUUAUGAUGGUGACUGUAGCAAGUACAUUAAGGACAUAGCCGAACCAUUGCCAAAGAAAAAGUCAAGAGAUUUUGUGGACAGCUAUACAUUAUUACGCUGGGUGCAAAAGCAUAUAGAAAGAUACAAGCGAAGGGUGAAGGUCACAGAUCUGACGUCAUCAUUCAAGAAUGGCAUGGCUUUCUGUUGUCUUAUACACUCCUUCAGACCUGAGCUAAUUGUUAUGAAUGACCUUCAAGAGGAUGACUGCCUAAAGAAUAAUGAAUUGGCAUUUGAUCUUCUUGAGCGAGAGUUUGGUAUUUCUCCUGUGAUGACCGCGGCAGAUUGGGUGGCUCAUGACACACCAGAUAAAUGGACAGUUGUUUCAUAUCUUCUGCAAAUAUAUGACAUUCUCAAAUAUGAGCGUCCCGCAAAAGUUGCUCGCAGUCCUACUACAUUGUCACCAGAUGAGGGAGAUAUCAGUCGGGCAAGGUCACCAAGGUCAACAAAGCAACGACUCUCAAUCCUCAACAAGAUCAGUAACAGAUUAUCCAAAACUAAAAAAGAGAGAGAAAGAGAGCGAAGAGUUACUAGACUUGAAACACCAAAAUCUCCCACAUCGUCCUACAAUGAAAAAGAAAAUCGCCAAGUUGGCCGUCUACAGGACUCUAACAUCAUUGGUCUAAAUCAGAAACAAUCAUUUUAUACGACUCCAAAACGUCAUAUAGAAGAUGAGGCACCAUUCUCUGAUAUAUCCUCAGCCCGUCAGAAAAUUAUGGAUGCAUAUAGCUACAAACGCCCUGAAUUGAAGCCACCUCCACCAAUGAUUGAUACAGGGGCAGAGAAAACUGGCAUUAUGGAAACCCAGCAAAGGUUACAAGAAAGUGCAAAGAAGAAAGGGGUGAAGACCCAUGACCCUACACUGGUGCUAACUGAUGCUAAUGAAGCCAAGCGCCUAUUCCAUGUGGCUGCAACUACAGAGAAAGUCAUCAAGAAGAAAGAAGAAGAGACUCCUCUGUCUUUUGGUUCUGGAUUAGCUAAGAAGAGAAUUGAAGAAAAUGAGGAUGGAGUUGAGCUUACAAAAUUCUCCAGAUUUGACAGUGUCGACAGUAAGUUACAAAGUGCGUCAAAGAUUCUCGAGAAAGGGAAUGCCGGGAACCUUGAUGCAGGAACUAGGGGGAAUAAUCGCGUCACAAAUCUUGCCCAACAGUUGGUGUCUAAACUACAUGAGAAGAAAGAGGAGCCAGCCUAUAAGAAACUAGACAGGAAUUUCACAGGCCAUCUAUUGAAGAAUGUGAUGGUUGUUGGGCCCAGCAGUGAGUUCUGCUAUUUCUGCAAGAAGAGAGUCUACUUGGCAGAGAGACAAACUUCUGAGGGCUACUUCUUCCACAGAGGCUGCCUCAAGUGUGACUUCUGUAGCACUGCAUUAAGGAUUGGCAGCUAUGCCUUUGACAGAUCUGAAGAUGGCGAUGGCAAGUUCUACUGUAUACAGCACAAGGGGAUGGUGAAACGUGUGAGGCGUAAACGUAGCAGAGAGUACAAUGAGCCCCUACCUCCAGUGCCAUCUAUUCCACCACCCAAGACCCCAACUAACCAACCCAUUCCUGGGCAGUACACAGUUGGUGGUCUUACUGUUCCCUCAUUGGACAACAUCAAGACCGCCACGCCUGAGAGGGCGGAGUUUGAGAUGAGUUUUGACGGCACCCUUGAUGACAAUGAAGAGUCCGAGUAUGAGUGCAGUCUGAGGGCUUCUAUGAGCAUGGACACAAUAGAACUGGACUACAGUGAUGAAGAUUCAAGCGAUGAUGAGGCAUUUGACGAGGAUGACAAUCGCUCUGUAAUGACGUGGGAUGAGGCUGUUGAUCUUGCCGAUACAUUAUCACGACGUCAUGGCUCCCGCAACAUGCUGGACUUUGAAGAUGAGAAUGAGGGUGAGACUGCCACAGAGACGGAAGAGUCAGAGUAUGAGACUGACAGCGAUGAAGAAACUGAGACAGAAACCGACCCAGCAGUAGUUGUAAAAAUGCGGGAAAAGAAACCAAAGCCAAAGAAGGAUAAAUCGGAUAAUUUGAUUGGUACAUUCCCACAGGACAAGACACCCAGCCCCGUCAGGCUGUCGCAACAGUUUGCUAAGGAGAGCUUCUAUGCUGCUAUGUCGGAACCUGUUAGGAUUGACCCAUGGAGUUUAUUUGGACCCAGCAAGCCUAAAGAGGCACCAAAGGUUGUUGUUACUGAGGCUGCAGACAAUGUUGACAAAGUUGAUGAUGACAAGACACCUGAAGCAGAGACUCAACCAACUCCUAUGGAGGAUGAUAAGGUGACUGACAAAGAUGUGAAAGAAAUCAAUGAGCUGAUUGACAACAUGGAAAAUAUGGAGGAAGAAGGAGAAGAGUCUUCAAGUGAUGAAUAUGAAAGCAACACAGUCAGUGAGUCCACUACAGAGGCCUCUAGUCGUGCCUCCACAAUGCCAUCCAGUCAGGCCUCUACACUAGACCGCAAGGCAAGACACGCAGAUACGAUCGGAACUUUAGAUAGACUCGUUCAUGAUGCUGAAAUACAACUUAGGGAAGUUGAACGUGCAAACAAGAUGGCUACGCUAGACAGGAUGGCACUUGCUGCAGAGCAACAACUUGAUGAGCCAGUUAGACACAGUACCCCUCUACGUGAUGCUCACCAGCCUGUGAAGGAACACCUUGAUGAUGGUCUUGAGCAACUAUCUGGUGGUGAACCUAUGGAUAAGUUCGCAACACUGGAUAGAAUGGCACUUGCAGCUGAAAAGGAAGCUGGGGAUGGUGACAAUAUUGACAAAUAUGCCACUCUUGAUAAAAUGGUGCUCGCUGCUGAUGACAGCCUCAGUAAAAUGGUACAAUCAGAAGCAGAAGAUAUUACAGUCAAAACCCAAGAACAAACAUCUGAACCUGAGGUUGAAGUUGCAGAGGCAAUACAAAUUGAUAAUGACCAUGACAUAGACCAACUGAAGGUUGUCGACACUGAUAGCAAUGGUGUUAACCCUGAUGUUUUACAUAGUACACCUAACAAGGACAAGUAUGCAACUUUGGAUAGAAUGGUAAAAGCUGCAGAAGAUGACUUUCAAAAUGAUCCAUUCCAUAUACCAGAAUUGUCAGAGGAUGAUCGUCGAUGUACAAUAGACCGCAUGGCAAUUGCUGCCCAGAGGGAUCUCGGAAAUGAAACCAUCCGAAUGUCUCCAUUUGCAGAAGAAGAAGAUCUGUCGUCACAAUCCGAGGGCUCCUUAUGCUCAUUGGUGGAACAAUAUGAACAAUAUAUGGAAGAUCGCGCACAAUCAGUCGCAUCUGAAAAGUCUGAAAAAUCCACAAAUAAUGAAAAGCCAAGUAAGGAAUCAACCAGUAAGGAGUCAUCAGUGGAGAGUGAUAGGAAAUUGAUUGUUCCAUCUAAGGAGUCUUUAGAAGAUCUAGAUCAAAAUAAUGACAAGGUGAUCGAGCCAUUAGAGCCACGAAUACAAAUUGACAGCGUCUCAUCAACAGAUGAAGUCCAAUCUCCAGUAUUAGCAAAAGCGAACAUUCUAGGUCUUCUUGACCAGUUACAAGAGUCACGUAUUGACCCAAGUAGUGGGGAGUCAUCUAAAGAAUCAUCUUUAUCUAGAGAUUACCAACCACCAAAAUCAUCUAAGGAGUCUUCAUUAGAGCCAAUCAGAGAUUCCCGAGAAUCAACUCCCAGACGAAUCAUUCGACCACCCUCAACUGAUUCAGUUGGAUUGGCAAGUUCUGCAACUGACACAGACAAUGAAUUGUUGAACACUGCCAGCUCAUAUAUUGAGACAGAUGAUGGGAUUAUUAUUGAGAAGUCAAUGGUUCCUAGUGUAUAUCCAAACCAUGCAAAACCUGAUGAUAAAGAGACAAUCAAAUCUGAAUCUGAUGAAGCUACACAUGAACAAAAUAAAGAUAUUAUGAAUAAUUAUGAUAAUGUGGUGCUAUAUGAUGACAAACCAGCUGAUAUUACUUCAAAAGAAGAUGUCAUAUGUAAACGGAAUAUUAUCUAUACAGACUUAGAAGAAACUAAGGCCUUAACAAAGAGCUUUGGAAAAACAAGGGAGAAAAGAAUUCAUAAGGGAAGAGAUAAUCUCAAAACUGGCGCCGAUUCUGAUUUUACAAUUUCCACCCCAUCAGGGUCGGCAUCAUCUCAGAGUUCUUUGGAUAUAGAUAUACAGAGCUUGAAUAGCACUCAAGAUGUAAAAUCCUUAGAUACAAUGGUUGAGGAUAAUAUGAUGGUUGACAAUGGUUACAUGGAUGACACAAUGGCAAUGUUGGCUGCAAAUGACAGUGUAUUUGAUAUUAAAGUGACACCAACUAAAAGUGCAGACAAUACACUCACAAAUGAAACUGAUGAUAGCAUUUAUGUUACACCUGAGGUAACACCAAAGAAAGAGGAACAAAAUGAGCAGAAAGAAUCGGGAACUUUACCUCCUUUAUCAAUGAGUCGGCCAGAGAGUUUAGACUUUGGCAAUGAGUCACCCAAUGUUGGGUCACCACAUGUGGAUGCCAAACGGCGAUUUUUCUGUGAAGCAGCCAAACCAGUGACCAUCAAUCCGCAAACAUUAUUUGGUGAUGAAAUUAAGAAACCAGAUGCUCAUGAUGCUAGAUUUGAUAAAUAUUUCAAAAAGGAGAGAACUAAACUAAGUGUUGAUGAAAAACUGUUCAAUGAGACUGAUUCCAAAACAGACUCCACCCCUGAAGGGUCUUAUAGUGUAGAAAAAAAUAGAAAAAAGAUUCCUGCAGAUCCUCAAUUAGCAAAUGUACAUAGUCCUGAACCAAGUUGCAGUAAUGAUGUAUUUUUCACCCCAAAAACCUCAAUAAAAUCUAAACCACCUAGGGUGCCAUCUGUCGAGGACUCCCCGAUGGAAUUUAAAAAACCUCUUGAUGUUAAUACUAAAAAGCGUUCUUUACCCAGAACUCCAGCAGAGAGCUCACAAGUAGAUGUGUCCAAGAAAAUGCUUAGUAAAGAUGAAAUUAAAAUGCUUCGGGAGAAUGAAAGGGAAAAGUUACGGUCUCAAGCUAGGCUAAGAGCGCGUCUGAAGAGUGAUGAAGAGUUAGGAGUACAACAGACAUUUACACCUCGUAAAGUGCGAUCUUCAAGUAAUGCAAGUAGUCUCUCAAGCACCUCAGAAGAUUUAGUCAAGCGUAUGCGGGAUUUUAACUCUAAUGAAAAAGAUACUCCAACUGUAUCAGGAAAAAGCUCAACAGUCAGUUUAGAAGACAUCCACCUUGAAGAGUCCAAUACAGAUGACUUAAAGCAAGAAAAUAUAGAGGCUCCAAAACCAAGUAAUAUUGCAGUGAAAAGUAUUAAAGAUGAAUUAGCCAGUAGUUCUAAAUCCAGUAUUGACUCUGAAAGCCCCUCAAUGGCUAAGAAAUCUUCAAAUCAAGUAGAGGAGAAAGAACCCACCCCGGGAACUUCAGGCUUAUAUAAGAAAAAGGAAGAAAAAGAUUCUCCUAAAAUAGAAGUUGGCAAAGGGAAUACAUCCACUGAUGAAGUGUCACCAGCAUUAACUAAGAAGUCAAAAGCUAAAGCCAAAAAGGAGAAAAAGAGUAAAAGUCCAAAAGUAAAAGGCAAAAGCCCAAAACAUGACAAAGAAAGCUCAGAAGCAAUCUCACCAUCCACAGAAAAGAAAGAAAAACGGAAAUCUUGGCUCGCGUUCCUCAGUCCUAAGGAUAAGCGUGAUAAAUAUAUAAAAACAUCAUCUUCUGAGGAUAAAGAAAGCAGUCCGGCCCCAGGCACAACAUCCAAUGAAUCAACCCUAGAAAAGAAACAGAAAACACCCAAAGAUAAAUCCAAACCAAAAACACCCAAAUCCAAAGAAAAGAAGAAAAAGAAGUCAAAGCGUACUAAAGAGGAAGAUUACGAUAGUGAGCCUUUAGAGGGAGCCACAGGUCUUAGUGAGAGGGUCAAGGCUGCAAAGUUGAAAGAGAGGCUAGAGAAGGACCCUGUGUUUGAUACAGAAGAGUGUAGAGCACGUGUUGAGAAAGUUGUAGCUCCUAAAGCCAGAGAGGAGGAGAUCUACUCAGAUCCAGAUAGUGAUGUAUAUGACACACUUAGUAGGAGCACUAAGAGUGAUGACAGACUAUCAACUGGGAAAAGGUCCAUGAUGAGUGAGGAUGAACUGACCAAUGAGAAAAUAGCCCGAAAGGCGCAGAGGUCUGCGAUGAAGCAGCAACGCCAAAAGGAGUUGAAGCGCUUGAGGAUGGCCCAGGAGCUCCAGAGACAGUUGGAAGAAGUGGAGGUGAAACAACGGGAGCUGGAGGAGAGGGGUAUCAUUGUGGAGAGGGCACUGCGUGGAGAUGGGCCAGAAUCUGACCGUGAUGAGGCUGAUCUGAUGCAAGAAUGGUUCAGUUUGGUGCAUGAGAAAAACACAAUGUUCCGCUAUGAGUCUGAGCUCAUGUGUCAUGCCAAAGAGCUUGAACUUGAAGAUCGGCAAUCAAGAUUGGAGCAGAAACUCCGGGACCAGAUGCUUGUUGAUGAUGGGGCUGACUGUGGAGAUACAUCUUCUAUAAUGUCACUUGAUGAGCUAAUAGAUAAGAUAAACUCUGAAGAAGAUUCAAAGAAGUCGACAACUCAGAUUGAGGAGGAGAAGCGAGUGUUGGAAGAGCUAAUGGAAGUGGUGGAACAGAGGGAUCAGUUAGUGGCCAUGUUGGAUGAGGACAGACUCAGGGAGCAACAGGAAGACAAUGAUCUGGAGGCUGUCAUGUUGAAGAAAGGAUUCCAACUCUCACCAGUAGUCUACUCCAACACAAAGCCAAGGCUUAUAUAAUA
Molecule: messenger RNA, 8300 nt
Organism: Owenia fusiformis
Lineage: Eukaryota; Metazoa; Annelida; Polychaeta; Sabellida; Oweniidae
Source: the annotation of a GenBank genome assembly